Molecule: messenger RNA, 1881 nt
Organism: Rangifer tarandus platyrhynchus (Svalbard reindeer)
Lineage: Eukaryota; Metazoa; Chordata; Mammalia; Artiodactyla; Cervidae
Source: the annotation of a GenBank genome assembly
AUGGACGAGCAGGAGGCAUUGAACUCGAUCAUGAAGGACCUGGUGGCCCUCCAGAUGAGCCGACGUCCCCGGGUGCCUGGAUAUGAGACCAUGAAGAGCAAAGACACGGGUCACCCAAAUAGGCAGAGUGACGUCAGAAUCAAGUUUGAGCACAAUGGGGAGAGGCGAAUUAUAGCAUUCAGCCGGCCUGUGAGAUACGAAGAUGUGGAGCACAAGGUGACAGCAGUGUUUGGGCAGCCUCUGGAUCUACAUUACAUGAACAAUGAGCUCUCCAUCCUGCUGAAGAAUCAAGAUGAUCUUGACAAAGCAAUUGACAUUUUGGAUAGAAGCUCAAGCAUGAAGAGUCUUAGAAUAUUGUUGCUGUCCCAGGACAGAAACCAUACCAGCUCCUCUCCCCACUCCGGGGUGUCCAGGCAAGUGCGAAUCAAAGCCUCCCAGUCUGCGGGAGAUGUGAAUACCAUCUACCAGCCCCCUGAGUCCAGGAGCAGGCACCUCUCUGUCAGCUCCCAGAACCCUGGCCGAAGCUCGCCUCCCCCUGGCUAUGUGCCCGAGCGGCAGCAGCGCAUCGCCCGGCAGGGCUCCUACACCAGCAUCAACAGCGAGGGCGAGUUCAUACCGGAGACCAGCGAGCAGUGCAUGCUGGAUCCUCUGAGCAGUGCUGAAAACUCCUUGUCAGGAAGCUGCCAGUCCUUGGACAGGUCAGCAGACAGCCCAUCCUUCCGGAAAUCACGAAUGUCCCGAGCCCAGAGCUUCCCAGACAACAGACAGGAAUUCUCGGAUCGGGAAACUCAGCUCUAUGACAAAGGGGUCAAAGGUGGAACCUACCCCCGGCGCUACCACGUGUCCGUGCACCACAAGGACUACAGUGACGGUGAAAGAACAUUUCCCCGAAUACGGCGUCAUCAAGGCAACCUGUUCACCCUGGUGCCCUCUAGCCGCUCCCUGAGCACAAACGGCGAGAACAUGGGCCUGGCAGUGCAGUACCUGGACCCCCGAGGGCGCCUGCGGAGCGCCGACAGCGAGAACGCCCUCUCUGUGCAGGAGAGGAGUGUGCCCACCAAGUCUCCCAGUGCCCCUGUUAAUUGGCGCCGGGGGAAGCUCCUAGGCCAGGGUGCCUUUGGCAGGGUCUAUUUGUGCUAUGACGUGGACACAGGACGAGAACUUGCUUCCAAGCAGGUGCAGUUUGACCCAGACAGUCCUGAGACAAGCAAGGAGGUGAGUGCUCUGGAAUGCGAGAUCCAGUUGCUGAAGAAUUUGCAGCAUGAGCGCAUAGUGCAGUACUAUGGCUGCCUGCGGGACCGCGCCGAGAAGACUCUGACCAUCUUCAUGGAGUACAUGCCAGGGGGUUCAGUGAAAGACCAGCUGAAGGCCUACGGUGCUCUGACAGAGAGCGUGACCCGGAAGUACACCCGGCAGAUACUGGAAGGCAUGUCCUACUUGCACAGCAACAUGAUUGUUCACCGGGACAUCAAGGGAGCCAACAUCCUGCGAGACUCUGCUGGAAAUGUGAAGCUGGGGGACUUUGGGGCCAGCAAGCGCCUGCAAACCAUUUGCAUGUCUGGCACGGGCAUGCGCUCAGUCACUGGCACUCCCUACUGGAUGAGCCCCGAGGUGAUCAGCGGUGAGGGCUAUGGAAGGAAGGCAGACGUGUGGAGCCUGGGCUGCACGGUGGUGGAGAUGCUGACAGAGAAACCACCUUGGGCAGAGUAUGAAGCUAUGGCCGCCAUUUUCAAGAUCGCCACCCAGCCCACCAACCCUCAGCUGCCCUCCCACAUCUCUGAACACGGCCGGGACUUCCUGAGGCGCAUUUUUGUGGAGGCCCGCCAGAGACCUUCGGCCGAGGAGCUGCUCACACACCACUUUGCACAGCUUGUGUACUGA